AUGACUGGAAAGAGUUCAGGCGCAAGACCACCAGUUUUACUUAUAUUCCAGGGUUGCCAGGUCGCCAAACCUAAUAGCCGGACAGACCAGCCAGUUUGGCCGGACAUUUGGGUAAAGAUUACUCUUAUGCUAAUAACUUUAACGUUUUUCUUUAUAAUGUAUUUGUACGCGUUAACAUUUUUAAGCGUCAAUGGUCAAUUAAAACCAGUGGAGUGGAUGGUGUAUAAUUUUAAAAUUGCGGUUUUCCUGCUUCUCCUUUUUGCGAUCUCCUGGAGUGCACAGAGUGUUCAGAACAGUUCCGACCUACUAAAACGUCGUCUUGGAAAACUACUGAUUAACUCACUUUCCGAUGCUGACACAUUUAAAGCGACUAAGGAUUUUCUGCACUUGGUAUCGAAUUGUCCUAUCAAGACACAAGGGUUCGGAUCUAUCGAUGUAGACAUGACGCUCGUGCCUAAAUUUGUUAUGUUUUUCACUUCUUACACUGUAAUAGCUCUUCAAUUCAAUAAUGUAGUUUAA
Messenger RNA from Vanessa tameamea, 519 nucleotides. RefSeq lists its product as uncharacterized. The transcript is spliced from 4 exons. The record is from RefSeq and is a predicted model, not a curated record. The coding region runs from base 1 to 519 and encodes 172 amino acids. Lineage: Eukaryota; Metazoa; Arthropoda; Insecta; Lepidoptera; Nymphalidae.